Messenger RNA from Drosophila busckii, 633 nucleotides. RefSeq names its product huntingtin-interacting protein K. The transcript is spliced from 3 exons. The record is from RefSeq and is a predicted model, not a curated record. The coding region runs from base 166 to 546 and encodes 126 amino acids. NCBI's taxonomy places the organism in Eukaryota, Metazoa, Arthropoda, Insecta, Diptera, Drosophilidae. Gene Ontology annotation, biological process: negative regulation of apoptotic process; protein stabilization.
GACUCAGUUUGUUCAGUUACGUGAAUAUGAAAGUUUGCGCGUUCGUUCACGAACGACAACACUAGAGAAGUAGUUCAAUAGAACGUGUCGCUCAGCACUAACGCCUAACCUAAAUUAAUUGUAAAAAACACACAAAUUUAUUGAAUUAAAUUUAAACAGUAAGGCAUGGCAGAAGCAGAGCAUGAAGUAGAAGUCAAUGGCACUGAGGCUGAGGAUGAUGCACAGGAAGAGGAUAUUAAGCAAAAGAAGCAAACGCGUCAUGAUGGCGGUGCUGCCGAUUUGGAGCGUGUGACGGACUAUGCCGAGGAGAAGGAGAUAUCAGCUGCCAAUAUAUCAAGUGCAGUGGAACAGUUUGGCAAUCAGCGCAGUAAGGAAAACGAACUGAGAGUGGCCAAAGAGAAGGAGCUUCAAAAGGUGCAAGUAAAGAAAGAGGACAUUGAGCUUAUUAUGAAUGAGCUGUUAGUUACCAAGGCGCAGGCGGAAAAGGUGCUCCGUGAGCAGAGCGGCAAUGUAGUAGCUGCUCUGGAAGCAAUUAUCAGUAAUUGAUUGGGAAAACUCCUACUUAACAUAAAGCUGCUUUAUUUGUACAUUUAUAUAUGCUAGAAAAGAUAAAGUAAAAAAUUUUAAAACCAA